UGAAGCUUCGCAAAUAUCCCUCCCGAGAAUUCCCAACGCCGCUGGACUACUCCGGGAGCCAGGCCUGUUGGAACUUGGAUUUUCUUAUCUGCACAACCUUACUAAGAUACAGGACGCAUCAGAAGCGGUGGGCGAGACCCGCACUUGGAAGGGCAACGCUGGUCCCGCCCACGACCUGGGUGGCAAGCGCCCUUUAGCCACCCCCUCUCUGCCUUGGUUUCCUCAACAACGAAACUACAGUAAAAAUGCUCGAGUCUCCACCAAUUCCUCCACCCCGGCGAUCCGCCGAGGAGAAUGGAGAACGCUCUCAGAAUGGUGCGCAAGACACCGGGCGUGGCGAGCAGGUGGCCUCCGUGCGCCCGCCGCGCGGUGACGAGAGCGCAGACAGGUGCCCGCCGACGCGCAGUGCCCUCUCGCCGCGCUGCCCCCCGCGGGCACGCGGGCCCAGGGCCUCCCGGGCCAGUGCCUCGGCGCGGCCUCCCCGGGCGCGCGGUGCCCAGCCCGGCCGCGAGGCCGCCCGCCCCGCCUCCCUGCGCGCGGUGCCCGGUGCCCACGCUGCGGCGGGGACGCGCGGCCCCAGCCCGCCCGGGAGAGGGGCUUCCUGGAGGCGGAGCCCGCGCCGCCGGCCCGCCGCCGCUCACCAGUUCCCCGAGCCCACGAUGCACACUUUCAGGGGAGCCGCUGCCAUCGCCAGGCUGGAACGCAGCAGCCCGGCCCGUGCCUCCCCAGCCGGCCGCCCGCCUGCCUCCGCGCCCACGGCUUUGCCCACAGCGGCUCGCGAGGGCCCCGCCCCUCCCGCCUCUCCGCCAAUGGCCGCGACCACCGCCGCCCGGGCGCCCCGGGCCACAGCUGACAGCCUGGGAGGGCCCGCCCAGCCACUCCCGAGAACCACUGCGCACGCCUGAGCCUGGCCGGCCUCCGGGCUCGGCUCCGGCGCCGACCCGCCCCUGCCCGAGGCAUGCCGGGACUUGUAGUCCACGCCCCGCCGCCCUCCGCCGCCGCGUGCCCCCGGACCGCGGCCGCCGCCGCGCCACGUGCAGACGUGGGUGGUUGCGCCUCUGCUGUCUCGCAGCGCCAGGGGCUGCAGCGCCGUCCCCGCAGAGCAAACCCUUCCGGACCCGGCGUGGUGCCCACCCCGGCUCGCGUUCUUCUCCCCACGCGGGAAGAGCGGCUAGGCUGCAGCUUGGAACCGAGAGGAUCCCAGGGUGACUCUAGAGUCGACCAACCUGGACCAGAGCGCAAAGUACCCACACCUGCCUCUUGAGGCCCUGCCUCGUUUGUGGAGACAGGAAACAGCCUGGCACCCCUUGAACUGCGUAGUGAAUUUGUGUUUUCUGGGGCCUUCUGGACGUAGCUGGACUGUACCUGAGCUUCAGGAUGGACACUUUGGGUACUCAAGAGAGAGAGAGACCUGGGCACCUGCGGCAUCGCACUCCCCCACUUGCUUGGCAGGACGUGCCUCCUCGUUAUCUUUGCCCCAGGAUUCCUGGAGAGCUUGUGGGUCUGAGGCUACUCCUUCCUAACAAAUAGAACAUUCUUGAUUCAUUCUGAGUGUCACUUUCCCCCAGGCACCGUGCUAGAUGCUGGGUUACGCAAGUGGCUCUCUGGAGCUUUGAAAAAUCGCCGUGCACGGGCACCACCCCAAAUCAUCAGAAUCUCCCGGGAUGGGACACAAGCAUCAGAAUUCUUUCCAGUUCAAGAUGAUUGCAAAAGGCAGUAAAGAUGAGAACCAAAGAGCUUAAAAAUCAGUGAGACUGGCUGAAGAAACGAAUGCUCUAAUCCCUAGAAAAGUACUAGGCCCAUUAUGUUUGAUGCUCAGAGGAUUAACAAUGAUUUUUGUUUUCAUUUUUGCAUCGUAUGAAAGAUUUAUGUUUAUUACUUACGCUGUUUAUUUAAGGGAAAACUUAAAGGAGUGGGUGAGACAGAUUUUCUCCAUUCCUUCACUGACGGUUUGCUCUCAGUUAUUUGAGCUAAUGGAAAGACAUCUAGGCAGGGAUGAUAUGAAAAAUAGACUUUUCAAGCUUUAUUAGUUUUUUCUUGCAUUUUUGUUAGGAGAUGAGGUUGUCAAAUAAUGAAUUUAUGGACUUGGGGAGUAUCCAUGCGUUGCAAAAACUCAUACCAAGUGAUCCAUUUUUCGCCUUUGCCUGAACGUUUUAUACCUCAUCUGGAAACUCCUGUUCUCUAAUGUCGCAAUGACACCUGCAUGGUAAUGAGCUGCCGGCUAUUCUGUGGGUACAUCCUUCAAAGCCUUGUCACCCAGUGUUUACUGAGGACCCGAUAUGCACCACACAUUGUGCCAGAACAUAGUGAGUCCUCAUUUAUUUCUACAGACCGGUUACAAAGACUAAGACAAAAACUAAAUAGGUGAAACCCGUGAACAUAAUGUUGAGAGAAUAAAGCAAGUCAGAAGAGAAGGUUGUGACCUGGGAAGAAUCAGCCUACUUUCCACUUUUCCUUCUUCCCUGUGCUGGGGUGUGGACAUAAUGGCCCCCUUGAACUCAGAAUUGGAAACUAGAUGGUGAAGAGUGAGGCAAUUAUAAGUGGAACAAUCACUUACAUUUGAAGAGAGGUCCCCAGACCUUAACACAAAGGAAGGAACAAACAUUUUUCUUCUGGUUUCAUAUGAUACAGAGGCUCUGUUCCCAAGGGGCAGAAGAUACAGAAUGACUCUUCCCAAAAGAUGGUUGGCUGCCUUACCAGGAAGAGAAUACAUUGACUGUAAUGUACUCCUUUCUUUAGACCCCUCCUCCUACCACACAUCUCUGCUUAUUAUGAAUUCCCACCCAGCCUUAAAGAUUCAGCUCAAAUGCAACUCCACAACUCAUGUCUUCUUGAGUGAUAAUUAUUUGCAACGUACUCAUCCAGUCCUCAAGAGUCUCAUCCCGUCACUGCACCAGCUUGAAGCCCAGCAUCUCGUCAUCCGAGCGUGGCCCAGGCGAGAGGCUCCACAGGUCUAGUUCCUCAAGGUCAGCGCCUCGAGUAUGGUUCUUGUGAUUCGCAAAAUGGAAGAAACUGCUCCCCCCCCCCAACAUGUGGGGGUAAAACAGGCGGAGGGAGAUGAAAUGGGUUCCUGCUCCAAGGAAAUUAAGGACAUCAAGGGCUCCUCACGUUGUGAAAGUUUCCCUUUUACCGCGGGGACCCAGAACACUGCCACUGUGGGCCCCUCCCGUGUGGUGCAGAAAGUCAGCGCUCUUUCCAGCAAUGCGGCAGAAGUAACCCUGAGGCCAGUUCUCAGACUGCGCUUCGAGAUGCUUUCUUUGCACACUUCCCGUCCAUCUCUGGAAGCCUCUGUGCCAUGAGAACACGCCCAGCCUCAGCUGCUGGAGCAGGAGAGACCCUGCGGGAGAGAGAAGAGCCCAGCGGUCCCGGCCAAGGCCAACCCGGACCGUCCAGCCAACGCUCAAACGUGUGAGGAGACCCACCCGGGAUCAGCAGAGUUAAAAUUGAUUCAGACGUCCUGGCAGCGAUGUUUUUUUUGGAAUUUUUUUUAACGUUUACUUAUUUUUGAGACAAUGCGAGAGACAGAGCAUGAGUCGCAGACGGACAGACAGAGGGAGACACAGAAUCUGAGGCGGGCAUCCGAACUGCGAGAUCACGACCUGAGCCAAAGUCGAAUGCUCAACCGACUGAGCCACCGAGGCGCCCCGGGGGUGAUUUUGUAAUAUAGGAGUUGUAUUUAUAACACA
Molecule: messenger RNA, 3686 nt
Organism: Felis catus (domestic cat)
Lineage: Eukaryota; Metazoa; Chordata; Mammalia; Carnivora; Felidae
Product: basic proline-rich protein-like
Exons: 7
Coding region: 295-1209 (304 amino acids)
Source: RefSeq, a predicted model, not a curated record